AGAUCGAAGUGCGGGACGAAGCUCCCAACUCAGCACCAACAGCGGCAGAACCUAGACAUGAUAGACCUCCUGAACUUCCCAGGCCCAGACCACCGAUACAAGUUCCCGCCGAUCAAGACAUCCGACACUAUAAGCAGGUCCGCAUUAUAGACACGAGCUUCAGAAUUCAAGAGGCAGACGGAAGCGAGGUGUCAGCGUCCCGGGCUACUUUCAGCACGCACCACCUGAACGACACGAGACUUCUUGCCUCGGAGCUGGCGAAACGCUACGGCCUGCCCGAAGAAGACUUAUGAGAGUUCUCGCUGAGUCUGAGAGCCAGCUUUCAGCACUACGAGUGAGGUCCGCCGCGCUACAAGAGCACAACACACCAACUCUUGCCUCAGGAAUACGAAUAAAGGGAAAUAUAGCCACCGGGGGAUCGAUACAAAUCAACUUAGUUAACCAUUAUUACUCUCGCGAGAUUACAGGCAAGGACUCCCGCAUAGACGAGCAUGUCGAAAUCGACGACGUCACCAACCUGAUAUCUGCACAGUCUAGUCCUGCGGGACUGGCGACCGUUGAAGGGAUUAACCAGUGGAGGGGAUGGGAUGUUGCCGUCGCCGGACUGGAUGAGGAUAAGCCUACUGUGGCCGCAAACCCAGCCACUGUCCGAAGCAUGGCAAUCAACAGAACAUCGUCUAGCGCAGAUACCUACAGCAAAGCCAUGCUGCGGAGGUUGAAUCGACGGUAUCAAAGAUAUUUGGCCUAGCAAUAUUUUGCCGCCUCUUCCCCCACCGAGACUUAUUCCUAUGAACCAACCACGCCUUGGCACAAUCGACCACACAUCGACGUUGUUCAUAGAACCAAGUGAUUCCCAAGGUCUAGGGACUUCUCUAG
Molecule: messenger RNA, 876 nt
Organism: Lasiosphaeria miniovina
Lineage: Eukaryota; Fungi; Ascomycota; Sordariomycetes; Sordariales; Lasiosphaeriaceae
Exons: 2
Coding region: 290-748 (152 amino acids)
Source: RefSeq, a predicted model, not a curated record